AUGUCCCGUCAUCGCAACACCUUCAACAUUCUCAAGGGUAAAAUCCAAGGCGUAUUCCACUCCCAUUCAUCGUCAAUAAGCGAAAAGGAGUUGAAAGAUUUUAAGGAAUUAUACAACAAGAAGGACAACGAAACCAGUAAAGAUAACAAGGAAAGAAGCGAAAGUGCUGAUACAAGCACAAUUGAAGGCUUAAUCAACACGAGAGCCGUUACCGAUACUGCCACCGAGAUUUUGCCCGAAUCUGCAUCAUCAACGGCACAACAAAUGUCAAGAGUCAAAAGUACUACAAUGUUAAAAAUGGAAACCAAUGCAUCCUGGAUUAAGCAGUUGGGACCCAUUUCGUUUACUUCCUUGUCUGUUGGUGCUAAUAAUCCUCCGCUAGUGGGUAAAGACAAGAUUCUUCUUGAACCCUAUAAUUAUCUGCUUGCAAAUCCCGGUAAAGAAAUUCGAACAAAACUUAUCGAAGCUUUCGACUACUGGUUGAAAUUACCAAAAGAACAAAUGAAGAUUAUCACCAAAGUCGUGACCAUGUUGCAUACGGCUAGUCUUUUAAUUGAUGACGUAGAGGACUUUUCCGAGUUGAGACGAGGUGUUCCAGCCGCACAUCAAAUUUAUGGCACACCCGCAACCAUCAACUGCGCAAACUACGUGUAUUUCCUUGCACUUGACGAACUUGCAAAACUCAACAACCCACGAGUGUACCAGAUUUUCACAGAUGAACUACUCUCUCUCCAUCGUGGUCAAGGCAUGGAGUUGUAUUGGAGAGACACGCUAACCUGUCCGUCAGAAGAAGAAUUUAUUGAAAUGGUAUCCAAUAAGACGGGAGGUUUGUUAAGAUUGGCGAUCAAAUUGAUGCAGGAGGCGUCUGAAUCUAAUGUAGACUAUGUUAACUUGGUAAACAUUAUCGGUAUCCAUUUCCAAAUUCGGGAUGAUUACAUGAACCUUCAAUCUCAAAAAUACAUCGACAACAAGGGAUUUUGCGAGGAUCUAACAGAAGGGAAAUUCUCAUUUCCCAUCAUGCACUCUAUUCAAAGCGAUUCUUCCAGUCGUCAGCUUAUUCACAUUCUCAAACAACACACAACUUCAAUCGAACUCAAACAAUAUGCCGUAAAGCUGAUGCAGAAUACAAAUUCCUUUGCAUAUACGAGAAAGUAUCUAGCAAAGACCGAAGCCAGUGCUAGAACAGAAAUCGCCAGGCUGGGUGGAAACCCAAUGCUGGAAAAAAUUAUGGAUAUGUUGAGUGUUCCUGAGGAUAAUAAUGCCGAAAUGCCUUGA
This is a messenger RNA of Paraglomus occultum, 1275 nucleotides long. The record is from the annotation of a GenBank genome assembly. NCBI's taxonomy places the organism in Eukaryota, Fungi, Glomeromycota, Glomeromycetes, Paraglomerales, Paraglomeraceae.